AUGCCUCAACAAAAAACACGUAUUAAUUCGACCCUAGCGUGUGUAAAUUGUCAAUGGAGACAUGUAAAAUGUGUAAAACUUCUCGGGGAAGAUUCUUGUACAAACUGUAGAAAAUACAGCCGACCCUGUAUUUACAUUCCGGGUAAUAAACGUGGACCAAAGCGACAUAGACUAAAUACUAGAAUUGCUAAUCUUCGGCUUUUUUCAAAUAUUGAUCCUUAUCGUUAUGAAGCAGCUCACAUCCAGUAUCAGAAACAGCUCACUGGAGACAGCUUAUAUCCAGAGUUGGGAAUAGAUUAUACUCAACAUCAACCCAUGCCCAAUAUCGAUAGUAUUUCAUAUCCAACACCAGGAAUACAUGUAGCUUAUUCACAGUAUCAAGGGCAACUCACACCCAAUAUUGGGAAUAGCUCACAUCCAAUAUCGGAGACCAAUGAUAUCCAAAAUAAAUUAGUUAAUCAAUCCAACUUAUCAUCAUCCUUUUUUGUUCACAAUGAAUUAAUGCCAAAUAAUAAACAAAAAAAUAUAAUGUCAUCCUCUAAUUCUUCUACUAAUGAUCCAAAUGAUCUCUUCUCCUUCAGAACUCAACAUUCUUAUAAUAAUAAUAUUGACUCCUACGAUACUACUAAAUCAUUCCAUAAUACAUUCAUUGACCAAUUCUCCUUAAUACCUUCCUCUUUCGUUCAUGAUGAAAUGCUAUAUGAUGAACAAAUUUUAUAUGAUGAACAAAAUAUUAAUCCAUUCUUUAAUUCUUUUUCUACUUAA
Molecule: messenger RNA, 765 nt
Organism: Dentiscutata heterogama
Lineage: Eukaryota; Fungi; Glomeromycota; Glomeromycetes; Diversisporales; Gigasporaceae
Source: the annotation of a GenBank genome assembly